Magnusiomyces paraingens is the source of this 2280-nucleotide messenger RNA. RefSeq lists its product as uncharacterized. Gene Ontology annotation, molecular function: carnitine O-acetyltransferase activity. The coding region runs from base 1 to 2280 and encodes 759 amino acids. The record is from RefSeq and is a predicted model, not a curated record. Lineage: Eukaryota; Fungi; Ascomycota; Dipodascomycetes; Dipodascales; Dipodascaceae. The transcript is spliced from 2 exons. Gene Ontology annotation, biological process: carnitine metabolic process. Gene Ontology annotation, cellular component: mitochondrion.
AUGACUUGUGGAAUCACUUUUGCCCAACAAGACCAGCUCGAAAAGCUGCCUAUCCCCAAACUUGAAGACACUCUUACAAAGUAUCUCAGUGUUCUUAAACCCCUCCAAACCCCCCGUGAACAUCAAAACUCACAAGAAGCUGUCAAAAACUUUCUCGAAACUUGUGGCCCUUAUCUCGAUCAAGAACUCCGCAAAUACGGUGCUACCCGCUCCUCCUUUAUCGAACAAUUCUGGUACGACUCUUACCUUAACUAUGACUCGCCAGUCGUCCUUAAUCUUAACCCCUUCUUUCUCUUGGAAGACGAUUCAACCCCAUUUGCCACUACCCAAGUCCAACGUGCUGCCACCCUCACAACUUCUUCGCUCCGCUUCAUCCGUGCCCUGCGACGUGAAGAACUUCCUGCUGACUCCAUUCGUGGCAAAAAUCUUUGCAUGUACCAGUACUCCCGUCUCUUUGGCUCUGCCCGUAUCCCCACCUCUAGCGGCUGCAUGAUGCAGUCUGACACCACCUCAAAUCACAUUGUCGUUGCCUGUCACUCCCAGUUCUACUGGUUUGAUGUCCUCGAUGAAAACAAUGACCUUAUCAUGACCGAGGCAGACAUGGCAAUUAACUUCCAAACCAUUGUCGAUGAUGCUACCGAAACCCCCAUCCAAGAGGCCGCAAAGGGCGCACUCGGUGUCCUCACCACCGAAAACAGACGCAUCUGGGCUUCCGUCCGUGAAAUCAUGAGCCGCGAUGAAGACCCCACAAACAAUGAAUGCACCAAACUCAUUGACUCCGCUCUCUUUGUCGUCUGUCUCGACCACGAGUCUCCUGAAUCUCUCUCUGACCUUUCUAGAAACAUGCUCUGCGGUCUUUCUGUCGUCGAACGUGGUGUUCAGGUUGGCACAUGCACUAACCGUUGGUACGAUAAGCUUCAAAUCAUUGUCACCAAAAACGCCAAAGCCGGUAUCAACUUUGAACAUACCGGUGUCGAUGGUCAUACCGUCUUAAGAUAUGUUUCAGACAUUUAUACAGACACUAUCCUUCGUUUUGCCAAGAGUAUCAAUGGCCAAUCGCCCUCUCUCUGGGCUUCAACCUCCCCUGACCCCGCAAAACGUGACCCGAGCUCCUUUGGCGAUGUUAUCACUACCCCACGCAAGCUCGAGUUUAACAUCACCCCAGAGCUCGCUCUUUCCCUGCGCUUUGCUGAAACUCGCCUUGCUGACCUUAUCGAGCAAAACGAUUUCCAGGCUCUUGAGUUCAGUGCCUAUGGUAUGAACACAAUCAAGAAUAUGGGCUGCUCUCCUGAUGCCUUUGUCCAAAUGGGAUUCCAAGCUGCUUACUAUGCUCUCUAUGGUAAGACUGAAUGCACAUACGAACCCGCUAUGACCAAGCGUUUCCUCCACGGCCGUACUGAAGCCAUUAGAACCGUCUCUGAAGAGUCUAACGAUUACGUCCACAAGUUUUGCGAAGAUGCUCCUGCUGCCCAAAAGCUCGAGUAUCUCAGACGCGCUUGUGAAAAGCACGUUUCUACCACCCGUAUUUGCUCCGCAGGUCUUGGCCAGGACAGACACUUGUACGGUCUCUUCUGCAUCUGGAAAAAGAUUCUCGAUGACGAAGAUGCUGCUGCUGCUGCUGCCGCUGCCACUGCCGCUGGCACAAACUCUAGCACCCCUAAUGGUACCCCUGCUCCUGCCAAUGGUGGCGCUCUUUCCCCCACAGGUACCUUCAACCUGCGUGAGAUCCCCGCCAUCUUUGCUGACCCUGGUUGGGACAAGCUCAACAAUACCAUUCUUUCCACAUCUAACUGUGGUAACCCUGCCCUUAAGCUCUUUGGCUUUGGCCCUACUUCUCCUGAAGGUUAUGGCUUGGGCUACAUCAUCAAGGAGAACUCUAUCACCAUCUGCGCGUCCUCCAAGCACCGCCAGACAAAGCGUCUGCUGGAUACCCUUAACUCUUACUUCCUCGAAGUCCGCACCCUCUGGCGCCAAUCCACUACCAAGUCUACUCUUUCAUUUGGCAGUCGCGCCCGUCACCUCGAUAUGGCUACCCCCCAUGGUGCCCGCACUCCUACUCAUGCUAUCAUCGGCCGCACUGUUAGCUCAACAGCUACCCCACGCACCAUGGAGCAGCAGGAAGACGAGGUCAUUUCCUACUUGUUGGGUGGCUACGGUUACUUUGACAUUAACGAUUACAAGGCUGUCAAGACUCGUGCUGCUUCGCCCGAACCCCCGGCAUUCCAAGCUGCUGCUAACCGUAGAGAACUUGGUCGUAAGCUUCGUCUUGCUGAGUAUUAG